CCUAAACAAAAAUAACCAAGCCGGACAUGUGCCGAUUUGGAGUCGAGGUAGUUCAGGCAUGGAGUUGGGCCACAAGGGCACCACAUCGCGAGCUGCGCGGGACCCAAUCACGACGGCAGGACGCACAUCAUGCAGUAAUCUGCUUCCGUGCUGCCAUCUGGCAGCACUAGACGGGACAGGGUCAUUUACCCGUGGCUGGGGAAACAGACAGCCCAAGAUUUCGCCCCAAGAGGUCAUCGCCAACAGCACAGAAAACUCACUGCCACUGUUUUGGUACUCGGCCCCAAGGUGUGUGGACUACCGGGCCUGAGGCAUGGCAGAUGCCAACCGGCGCUAAACAAGGGAGAAGGUGAGUUGGCAACAGCUGGCGUCGACAGCGUGUCAAUGUCGUGCGGGCGGUUGUUCCUGCUGGAUGGAGUCUGUCUCAGGAUGAACCCAGAGCGCUGACAUUGGUAGACUGGAGAUGAGAUGACGCACGGCGCCGGGUCAGAUCCGAGAGGCUAGUGGUUCAGGACGAGGUGAGGAAGCCAAUGCUCAAGUACGCAGAAACGCAUGGUGUUGUUCAAGUUGGGACUUUUGAACGUCAUGGCGAUAGAUAUCAAUCUCCGACGGAGACAGCUCGUGAUCGUCCAGCUGAUAUGACAUCCGAGUAUCCCGGAAUUGAUGCCAAAAGAGAUCCGAUCCGAUCAUGAUCGGGUCACACGGACGGAACCGAGAGAUAUGCCGGCCUACCAAAUCAACGGAAGGGCGCCUGGUCAGGGCCAACAGGAGAAGGCUGACGGCAGAAGCGUGGGAGACUGUGAAGGUCAGCACUUUUACCCCGCGGCGUAACAGAUCACCCCGCAUCACCCACCACAAGGGAAGUUGGGGCCAUGGGACCUUUGCGACAGGGCUUUGAUUGGUUGGAUAAGGGAAUCUUAUCGAUACCCCAGGUACGGAUAGCAACGGCUGUCCUCGGUCCAAUUGGUUCUGAAGCUCAGGUUCCGCCAAAAAUGUCAAAAAAAUUCCAUGGCUUCCGUUGCGACACCAUCAUAACCACCGCUUGCCAACGCGUUGUAUCGGUUUUCUCUCCCCUGCCAUUGACGCAAUCUAUGCAUCAAUUCAUCCCAAGGGCGUGACGUCCUUCAAAUGGGUCCGAUGUAGCAAUCCGAGAUUCGUGCGGCUUUGCUCUGCGAAGUCGGCCAACCACCCCGAGUCCCACCGCUUUGCGACUCAUUCGUUCGUCCCUUUCGGUGCUCCGUGGUCCACCUCCUCCAAUGAGUCAGGAAGCCGUUCCUUACCCAGCGCCGACUUUUGCCCCUGCGCCGCUGCCCGUUGAGCUCCGUUGCUCGGAAGGGACGGGGUGUUUACCCAGAUUAUCGGUGUGACGUGCGUCUGCAGGCUGUCGUUUAAGGGGUCCAGUGCGCCGGAACCUGGAUCUGACCCUGAAAAUGUCGAGAGAGAGUCAAAGUAUUUAUCAUGGAUGAGACGAAGUCUCACGGCCAGUCCCGGCUGUCGACGGCGAAGGGCUUCGGCACUAAAUCCCCGACUUGAUAGCCAAGCCGGCGCUCGGAGGCCACGCUCAACUUUUCCUGUUUGCUGUUCCACGCCUUCCGCUUGACCAUGUGGAUAUCCUCCCGCCAGGGUGAAGCUCCAUUGGACAAUUGGCGACACGGGACCAUGAUAAGGAGAAUACCCUGGACGACCCGCCACUAGCUCAAACAAAUCCAACCUUGAAGGAUUUAAAGAUACCUUUGUCCACCCUCCUCUGUCCCCUGGCUACCGUUAACUGGCUUCUUUCACCUUUCAUUGUGACUGUAUUCCUUCUGGCUCACAUAUUGAAGCCAAGACAGCAACGCUCUUUGUUCUCCGAGACCGAGUCACCCCGCCAACUUCCUCCUCUUCCGAAUAGACACAUAAACAAAUCCUCCAACAUGACCGUCCCUCAGAAGCGCCCCGCGGAGGACCUCACCGUCACCGCCCUCGACAACAGGAUAGCCGAGGAGCCCGCUCUCAACGGCCACAGCAACGGCGCCAACGGCCAUGCUGUUUCCUCUCUCCCUACCCUCGACGCCUCCAAGAUCACCAUCACCCGCGCCGACCCUAAUGCCCGCACCGUUCCCACCGAGGCCGAGGCCAACUCUGGCAACGAGACCAUCUGCACCGACCACAUGAUCACCGUCUCCUGGACCGCCGCCAAGGGCUGGGCCAACCCCGAGCUCAAGCCCUACGGCCCUCUCUCCCUCAUGCCCACCGCCUCCGUCCUCCACUACGCCACCGAGUGCUUCGAGGGCCUCAAGGCCUUCCGCGGCUACGACGGCAAGCUCCGCCUCUUCCGCCCCGACUGCAACGCCGAGCGCAUGCUCAUGUCCACCCUCCGUAUCUCCCUGCCAGGUUUCGACCCCAAGGAGCUUGAGAAGCUCAUCGAGAUUCUCAUGUCCGUCGACGGGCCAAAGUGGCUUCCCAAGGAGAGAGCCGGCUCCUUCUUGUAUAUCCGCCCCGCCGUGAUUGGCACACAGCCCCAGCUCGGUGUCCAGGCUCCCAAGGAAGCGCUUCUUUUCAUCACCGCCAGCUUCAUGCCGCGCAUGGAUCUGCCUGAGGGUGGUAUGAAGCUGCACACCAACCCCGAGGACAUGAUCCGCGCGUGGGUUGGCGGCUUCGGUUAUGCCAAGGUUGGUGCCAACUACGGACCCAGUCUGUUGGCCACUGCCGAGGCGAGGAGUAGAGGUUUCGGCCAGAUCUUGUGGCUGUAUGGACCUGAGGGAUACUGCACCGAGGCUGGCGCGAGCAACUUUUUCAUGCUCUGGAGGACAAAGGAGGGCCAGCUCCAGCUUGUCACGGCGCCGCUGGAUGAUAAGCUGAUUUUGGACGGUGUGACGAGACGCAGUGUGGUUCAGCUUGCGCGGGAGAGGCUGGCAGGUGAGCUGGAGGUUGUGGAGAGGAAGUACACUAUUGAUGAGGUGCUUGAGGCGGAUAAGGAAGGAAGGAUUGUGGAGGCUUUUGCGGCUGGUACUGCGUUCUUCAUCUGCCCCGUCUCCGAGAUCCACCACCGCGGCAUCGACGUCAAGAUCCCCAUGGGCAAGGAGGGCAAAAUUGGCCACUACACUUCUAAGCUCAAGGGCUUCGUCGGGGACAUCAUGUACGGCAACGAGCAGCAUCCUUGGGGUGUUGUCAUUCAGGAGCAGGAGUAGAGCAGUUUGUGUUUGAGGAGCAUUUUGCAUCUGCAUCAGCAUUUUGGAAUUUCAAAAGAGAGAGCAGGGAUACCAUAGAGGUGUCGAUAUGGGAUGUUGAGAGUGAACAGAGCAAAAGCGGGCGUUUGGGACAAGGGAAAAAGAGCAGGGUUCUUGUUUGGCAUUAGCAUCGUAGCUGUUGGACUGGUUGGGACAGGAGGUUAAACUUCCUCUCUAUUUUGAAAUGAAUAAAAACAUUGAAAAUUCU
Podospora bellae-mahoneyi is the source of this 3417-nucleotide messenger RNA. RefSeq lists its product as uncharacterized. Gene Ontology annotation, cellular component: mitochondrion. The transcript has 3 exons. The coding region runs from base 1914 to 3170 and encodes 418 amino acids. Lineage: Eukaryota; Fungi; Ascomycota; Sordariomycetes; Sordariales; Podosporaceae. Gene Ontology annotation, biological process: L-leucine biosynthetic process; L-valine biosynthetic process. The record is from RefSeq and is a predicted model, not a curated record. Gene Ontology annotation, molecular function: branched-chain-amino-acid:2-oxoglutarate transaminase activity.